AUGGUGGAUAUGAAGUGUCAGUAUAUAAAACAGGUGAGGUAUAUGAUUCAAGUGGUUGCUGCAUUCACACAUAGAAAAGUUGAUGUUAUUGGGUACUCAUUGGGGUCGCCGAUUGCUAGAAAGGCAAUUCUGGGAGGAGCUUGUGUUGAUACAGGAGAGAAUCUAGGACCUCCAUUGACGGCUCUUAUUGAUACUUAUGUUUCAGUUGCUGGAGCCAACCGUGGAUCCUUCCUGUGUGCUCUGCCGUUCCCUGGUGCUUGUAACAUGAAAAACGGAUUAUCUUGUAUGUCAGAAUACAUCAAAGAUAUCAACUCAAGACCCCGAUACGAAGGAAAAUAUAUUUUCUCCAUCUAUGGACCAAGUGAUGAUAAAGUGGGAUACCGUAACACGUGUGGACAGUUAUGUUCGCAAAUUGCUGGAGCAAAUGCUGAAUUCGAGCGUCCUGGAAACCACGAUGACGUUUUGAUCAAAACUGCUGCAUUACAAUUCAAACUCAUUGAUGAGCACGCUGGAUGA
Caenorhabditis remanei is the source of this 516-nucleotide messenger RNA. RefSeq lists its product as uncharacterized. Gene Ontology annotation, biological process: lipid catabolic process. The transcript has 5 exons. Bases 1 to 516 code for a protein of 171 amino acids. Gene Ontology annotation, molecular function: lipase activity. Lineage: Eukaryota; Metazoa; Nematoda; Chromadorea; Rhabditida; Rhabditidae. The record is from RefSeq and is a predicted model, not a curated record.